This is a messenger RNA of Sapajus apella (tufted capuchin), 1030 nucleotides long. RefSeq names its product protein FAM111A-like. The record is from RefSeq and is a predicted model, not a curated record. The transcript has a single exon. The annotation marks the transcript as partial. NCBI's taxonomy places the organism in Eukaryota, Metazoa, Chordata, Mammalia, Primates, Cebidae.
CCAAGUAAGUGGGCAGACGUAAUUGGUCAAUGUGUAAGGGUGACAUUUCAUUAUGAAGAGCCACAAGAAAAGGAAAUGAACUGCUUUUCCAUCGAAGCUUGGUAUGAGAUAUAUAAUGAAGAGCUUGACUAUGUUGUCCUGAAGCUGAAGGAAAAUGGACAACAGGUACCUAUGGAACUAUACAAUGGAAUUGCUCCUGUGCCACUUAGUGGGUUGAUACAUAUUAUUGGCCAUCCAUAUGGAGAAAAAAGGCAAACUGAUGCUUGUGUUGUGAUUCCUCAGGAUAAGCAAGCAGAGAAAUGUCAGGAACGUAUUCAGGCUAAAGAAGUAGAAAGUCCAGAGUAUGUUCAUAUGUACACUCAAAGAAGUUUCCAGAAAAUAGUUCCCAACCCUUAUGUGAUUACCUAUGACACUGAGUUUUUCUUUGGGGCUUCUGGCUCCCCAGUGUUUGAUUCAAAAGGUUCAUUGGUGGCCAUGCAUGCUGCUGGCUUUGCUUAUGAGUACCAAAAUGAGAUUCGCAGUAUCAUUGAGUUUGGCUCUACUAUGGAAUCCAUCCUCUAUGAUAUGAAGCUAAGAUAUAAACCAUGGUAUGAAGAAGUAUUUGUAAGUUAUCGGGAUGUAGAAAUGAUGAGUGCUGAGGACUUAUGAGAAUUCAGUCUAUUAGAUUUAAGGGAAUAGCUUAUAGAGUUGUUAUUUCAUAGGCAUUAAUUAUGGUUUUCUAAAUUCCAAAAUGGUCAGUUUUAUCAAUAAUAAUACUAUUGACCAUUUCCUAUCUGCCAGUCAUUUUUCUAAGCACAUGAAGAAAUUAGUCUUAACAAAACUAUGAGAUGGACCAUAACUUGCCCUAUUUUAAAGUCAAGCAAUGUGAAGAAUAAGAAGAUUAAAAAAUAAUCGUUUUUUUAAUAUAAAAAACCAUAUAGUCACUUUUUUUUUCAUCUGUAAUAUUUUAAUCUAAAUUCAUUAGCUACAGGGCAGGAAUCAAAACUUAUUCAUCUCGGCCGGGCGCGGUGGCUCACGCCUGUAAUCCCAG